Messenger RNA from Linum trigynum, 4796 nucleotides. Lineage: Eukaryota; Viridiplantae; Streptophyta; Magnoliopsida; Malpighiales; Linaceae. The record is from the annotation of a GenBank genome assembly.
AAUACGAACAAUCGAACAUGCAAAAAAUGAAAAAUGGUGUUUGAUGCUUUCUAUCUCUAUCUAAAACCUACAUGUAUUGUCAAUUAUGAAUUUAUGCCACCAAUGACAACUUACUUUUGGUUGGGAGUAGGGUUGAUUAAUGGUCUAUGUUCACACAAAUAUAGGUUUAGGGACCAUCUCUAUUUUUCAGUGCGAGUUCUCCUUACUUCUCUUCUUUUGUAGGCUUUGUAUAGAAGACGAUUCACCAACUUACACACCUUAAGCUCUAUUUUACUUGUAUAUAUUUCCAACCUGUUUCUAUAUAGUUAUCUAGGGGCCGGGUGUGCACGGGCAUUUUUGGACUCAAAUUGAACCACCCGCUCGUUAACGAGUUGAUAUUUUUAUGAUCCGUUAUUCACUCACAUUCGACAUUAGAAUGGGUUGGGAGGGUGGAGAAUGGUUGUUCAAAUCUAUAGACUUUUAAUUAAUUUUUGUGACCCCCUCAUUAAACAUUUCUGACUCUCCCGCGAUCCGAUCUAUACGUAAAAAAUAUUAUUGAGUUGAGAUUGCUCUAUCUAUCUUUCUUACUCGUCGUGGACAGUGAUUUAACCAUCUAUUAAAUUGUAAUAUUUUUUAAAUAUGAAUCAAUAUUCUGGCAAGAUAAUCGUUGGAUUUUUAUAAUCAUAGUGGACAACAAAGUCAAAAUAAACUAAAGAUAGAAGGGCAACACCUUGCUUAUGAGUUAUGACCCAAAAAAAAAAAAAAUACAGUACUUAAGCAUAUACCGAAAGCUCAAUAAUCUAUUACCGCAAUUUACUCAGCAACGCCUUUAUUAUUAUUAAUUAAUUAAGUGGUAAACAAUAGUACUUAAACAAAAGGACGAAAGCUGAUUGGCUAGUUUAGGAUGAUAUUAAGUUAGUCAAACAAAUGGGCAUGAUCAGCCGCGGUGGUCUCACUCAGGUCAGGUCAGGCCUGGGCUGGGCUGGAACCGACUGCCGUUUUGGAUGCCGCCUCAGUCCAAAAUCAGUGGCGUAAGCAGUGACAAAAUCGCAGCCCAUGUGGGGUACGGACAACCCACCCAACCCCACUUCCCCACUUGCCACGUGUCCCGCCUCCUCCACCCCUCCCUCACUCAAUCACCAGAAAUAUAUUAUUAUUUAAAAAGCGAAAGCAAGGUUCUUAAUUUAAAAAAAAAAAAAAAAUUAAAAAAUACAUUGGCCUUCCAUGGUAAUGAUGAUAAUGAAAGGCAGAAAUGAGAAACGUUAUCACCCACGUGUAUUCUAGAAACCACACUUGCCACGUGUCCUCCCUCCCCCUUCCUAUAAAUUCCCACCUCUCCCUUGCGUUUUAAGUUUCAAGCGCCGUCGCGUAAGACUAAGCAUAUUCCAUUCCAUCUCCUCCUUCCUUCCCUUCCCUUCCCUUCCACCACCGCAAAGCCGCAGAGCCACCGCAGCCGAAAGUUAACCGAAAGACAACAGAGAUUUUUUUUUAAAAAAAGCUCGAUUGGAGAAGGAUAAAGAAAUGUCUCCGGCGUUGGAUUUACCACCGGGAUUCAGGUUCCACCCCACCGACGACGAGCUCGUCAUGCACUACCUCUGCCGCAAGUGCGCCUCCCAGCCGAUCUCUGUCCCGAUUAUCGCCGAAAUCGACCUCUACAAGUACGACCCAUGGGAUCUCCCAGGUUUGGCUCUGUACGGGGAAAAGGAGUGGUACUUCUUUUCGCCCAGGGACCGGAAAUACCCAAACGGAUCCCGCCCGAAUCGGGCCGCCGGGACCGGUUAUUGGAAGGCCACCGGGGCCGAUAAGCCGAUUGGAGUGCCGAGACCCGUCGGAAUCAAGAAAGCGCUGGUGUUCUACGCCGGAAAAGCCCCCAAGGGCGAGAAGACCAACUGGAUUAUGCACGAGUACCGGCUCGCCGACGUGGAUCGUUCCGCAAGGAAGAAGAACAGCCUAAGGCUGGACGAUUGGGUGUUGUGCCGGAUCUACAACAAGAAAGGCGCGAUUGAGAAGCAGACGGGAGGGCAAAUGGCCAGCCGGAGAGCAGAAUCGACGGAGACGAUCGAGGACAGGAAACCGGUUCUGAUGGCGGCGCCGCCUCCCCCGCCAGGCCCGGUUACGGGAGGUCACCGGCCGGCCAACAACAACAACAACAACAGCGAUUACAUGUACUUCGAGACGUCGGACUCGGUGCCGCGGCUGCACACGGAGUCGAGCUGCUCGGAGCGCGUGGUGUCGCCGGAGUUCACGAGCAGCGAGGUGCAGAGCGAGCCGAGCUGGAGGGAGUGGGGGAGCAGCGGCGGCGGAGGGGUGACCAAUGACCAAAAUACCCUCGACUUCGGUGGGUUCAAUUACAUGGACGCCGCGUUGGAGAGCGAGCUGGCGUCGCAGUUCCAGGCUCCGGUGGGGAGCAAUCAGAUGUCGCCGCUGCAGGAUAUGUUCAUGUACCUGCAGAGACCAUUUUGAACGGAGGGAGAAUUUUUAGUCUUUACGAUCAGCAUCAGGGAUCGGUGGAAAUCCAACGGUCACACACGAGACUGAAAGUCCGUGAGUGUGUGCGCGGUUGGUGUACGGUUCCGAUCGGACGGCGGAGUAUGUAUUGAAUCUCCGCCGUCGGAUUUGGGAACCGGGAUGUAUAGAAAAAUAGGUGAAGGGAGUAAGUAGCAUUUGUGUUGUGCACAUAUGUGAUAGGAGGAGUUACAGUGAACAGAAGAUGUCAUCUUCUUGGAGGGUUUAUCGUUUGGAGUUAAAUCAUAUAUUUACCAAUUUAAUGAUCCGUAAUGAACCUUGCCUGUGAAUUCAGAAAUUUCCUCUCCUCAUUGUAAUUUGCCUUCCUUUUCCCCCUUUGUAAUGAAAAUAUGAUUCGUUCAAAUCUUAUCUUCGCUUUCCUGUUCCUGGGUUCGACAAUUCGUUGUGGAGACUUGAAGUUUGUGAGAGGUUAUUGAGAAAAGCCAUGAGGCACAAACAAACCUCCAUCAUAGGGAUGGGCCAUUGAGAAAAGCCCAUCAGGCUGAGCCCAAGCGUUAAUGGGGAAAUCCUGAAGGAGAAAUUUGGAGAAGUGCAAAGAAGUACGGAUUGUUGGUGGUCUCAUGGGGGAGGCGCUUACUGCGUGUUAGAGGACUCCUAGCCCGACCAAAGUACGAAGCAUUUUAAUGAUGUGCUGACGUGGAACUGGUUGGAAAGAGCCUGGUCCAAGACGGGGUAAGUAUAAAUAGUGCUAGUAGGUAAUAUUAAUGCAUGUUGGAUUCUCUCACAAGAAAACUGGGACAAAACACUUCUCUCUAUAGGAUAUUCACUAACUUGAGCGUCAGAGAAUUAACGGACUCGGGCGUCCACCUCUGUAUGCUUUGCGUGUAGGUGUGGUGUGCGAGGGAGGAGCUUCAGUGGAGUGGAUAAGACUUCCGAGUAGCCAGGCUCAAAUCUACCAUACUUAUAAUACGCCGAAGGGAAAAAACGGGAGCUCCAUUUCAAAUUUCCUGCAACGAGAGUGAAAGUAGGAAGGACAUUUUGGUCUUCACAAUUACUUUUUUUUAUUCAUUAAAAAGACACAUACUGGGAUUCGAACCAUGACCAUUUUAAAGAAAAGCAAGGAUAAUAACCAAUCACACUAAGCACAUUUGUUGUAUCUUUUUAAAUUAAAAACAUAUAAUAGCAUGGAGGAAAAAACAUUUCCCCCAUUUCAAAUUCCCUGCUCCAUGAGCGUUUGUAGGAAGGGUAGAAUAGGGAGUGUCAAUUUUUUUUCUCUUUCCUCUGUGGAACGGGCCAACUUACCGUACAAAUGUGAAUUUAAAGGGGUCCAGGAGUGACAAUUUUUUUCUUUAAGCCCUUUUAUUUCUCCGUGAUGAUAAUAUAUAUAUGAAAAGGCAAAAAUAAUACUCCUUUUUAUUGUUAAAAAUAAAUAAUUUAAUAAUAAACUAAUGCAUGGUAGCUAAUGGGCUAACAGCUAACCAUAAAUAACAUAAAUAAAAGAGUUGAAUGGGUCUAACCUACAUGGGAUUUGGCCAUCAAGUAAAACAAAUGAAUAUCAUUGGUUUGUCAUUCUAAAACAAGCUAAUUUCUCUGGCAUAAUAUAUAUUAUGCUAUUAUUUUAUAUCUUAGUGGCUAAAAUAUAAUGUAUUUUAAAGUUAUUCAAUGGUUCAACCUCGACCAACACAAUUAGUCCAAUUUUUAUCAUUUCAAAUAUACAUUUUAUAAUUAUUUGAUUUCAUAAUGAUCAAAUUAUAGUGUAUUUUAUAGGAAAUCGUUUGGUAUUUGUUAGUAAAAAACUAAACAUAAAGAUCUAUUUGGUUAUUUUAAACAUUAUAACGAUCCUAAACAUUUUCAGUUCCUUUUGAAUUUCUAUGGUUUUAUUCCCGAAUAAGUGAUGUGCAAAUGGCGAAUUGUAGUCGUCUCUUUUCUUUGACUAUUUUUUAUUUUCAAAUAGAAAGUUUAAAAGUAAAGAAUAAUUAGAAUUUGGCAUGGAUCGGUCAAACAGGCUGAAUUUCAAGUUUUUGCCCGUUUGUUUUAUGCAUUGCAAAUUUAUUAGCAUGUUGAUGGAAAUGGCUUGGAAAAAAGACAUAUAAGUUGUACCUUUGCAGAAAUGUCCUCAAAUGUUUGAAUGCUUUGUGAAUCAGGUUCCGUGACUUUUGUGAUGGUGUAUGUGCUUGACAAUUGCUCGAUGUUGUAACUGCUUAAUUUGAGAGUAAAUCUUUUGAUUUUUCCUAUGAGUUGUGAUACCAGUUCUGGUGGUUGCAGCAUGUUGUCGUUGUUGGCUUGUAAAAGUUGUUCCGCUGUGGUGCUAAAUACCUUUCUUUCUUUUUUAACAAAUUGUGUAGUAGUGC